AUGUGGAUGCUAGUUGUGCUCCUAUGGGUUGUAAAUAACACUAAUUUGCUCCUCGGACAAGACUACACAGACUACUACCAAACUGGGGACACGGGCACAGAGGCUCCAGUACUGUCAGACGGCCGACUGAGUUUAGAGACGGCGACCAGUGUGGACCAGCUGUUAGAACUACUCUACCCAGAAUACAGUUUACUUCAGCACUGCGUGAGGAAGAGGUCACGGCCCGCUUCUUUCCCUUCCGCUGCCGUCACCACCACCUCCUCUUCCUCCUCCUCCCUCGCCCAGUCAUUCUAUCACCCUGGCGAUGAAGGAGAUCUCUGGGGCAGGCCAAGGCUGGGGGCUCUCUACAAGGCCGACGGAGCGUUUGAAGUCAUCCUAGAUGAGGUCCAGCGAACCAUGUGUCGGCCAAGAGAAGUGUGCGUCGAGGUCUCCAAAGAAUACCCAGAAUCCACCAAUCAGUUAUACCUGCCUCGCUGCGUGUCACUACAUCGGUGCGGUGGAUGCUGCAACAACGAAGCCCUGUAUUGCACCAAUACAAGUCACACACUCGUCAGCAAGACACUGGUGGAAUUGUCUCCGCCCAAGGUGGAUCGCACUUUUGUCACAGUAACCUUCGUCAACCACACCUCCUGUGAGUGCCAGUCCAAACGGCCGCUCCACUCCAUCAUAAGACGGGCCGCAACAGAACACCUAUGUUCCCCUCCCCAGGUUCCCUGUUCGCCGGGGCAAUUAUGGGAUGCAGUCAGCUGUCAGUGUGUCCCUGCCGACAGCAGCAAGUACUCUGCAAGAGAGUUGGAGGUGUUGGACUCGGGACUGCUGGCUCUUUGUGGGCCUAACAGGAUCUUGGAGGAGUCUACCUGUGAUUGUGUCUGUCGCAACGGGCUGACCGAAGCCAGCUGCGAUCCGGGCUGGAGACUAGAUCAAAACACCUGUGAAUGCCAGUGUGAGGGUCAGGGCCAAGGGAGGUCGUGUCCUCAUGGCCAGCGGUGGGACGAGCAGCUCUGCGGGUGUGUGUGUGAGGCGGACUGUCCCGGUAACCAGCCCCUCAACCCCAACACCUGCCAGUGUCAAUGCAGAGAGAGUCCACAGUCCUGUCUGCUGCAAGGCAAGAAAUUCAACCCCAACACCUGCAGUUGUUACAGGUUACCUUGCAGGAACCCUGUGCGAUUGUGUCAGGCCGAAUUCUACUACAGCCAGCAGGUCUGCCAGUGCAUUCCCAAAUACAUGAGGCCUAAAUGGAAUUAACCAGUCACAGGAGGAAGGAGGCUUUGAACUGAAUUUCACUGGACUGCAGAUGGCAAACUGUGGCCAUCACAGCAUCCACAAUGUGGUGCUUCUGUUCAAGCACAGAAAAUGUUUGGCACAGUUGCACAAAGUGCGUCAGCUAGUCUCAAGAAGGCAGGAAAAGUCUUAACUAUCGGCAAAGUUUUAAUGGACCGCAAGCAUAAAAAAGGGGGUUACAAUAACAAUGGUGGUGUUCUGGCUGUCUUCUACUGCUAAAGCAAGAAACCUCUGGACCCAACUGCCCAAUCGUGGGAAAGCAGGACAGUGCUUUGUAAAACCAAAAAAGACCAAUGUCGUCACAAAUGAGGAAGGGCAGAAGUAAACUCCGACAUUACUGCAGAACUUAAACUGCAGCUAUCACAAUGCUAUGAUGAUCAAAUGGAUACUGGGGGAUUGGGCAGAAUGGCCAUAUUACAGGACGGGAAUAGGGCAGGAGAGAAACCAAAAUCAAAUUAUGCAACAUUACCAUGGAGCAACCUUGGCUAAAAGGAGGAAGUGAUGGAUGGCAUUUCAGUCUCUGGGACAAGUUGGAGUCCAGCCAGUCUGCACCUCUCAAGUGGGUAGACCAAGAUCUUAACAGAGAGAGAAAACUACACUGGUUAUUUACAUAGGCUGAACUGUAAAAGCCUUACCAAGCACGAUCACAGCAGGGCACCAUUCAAAAGCAUGAGGACUGCAUAGGAUGGACCAAUGGCAGACUUGCUCCUUGUCGUUUCCAGUGUCCGUCCCAACUAUAAUGUCAUUGAAAAACGUCUCAAACCUCCGGGGCCACCACUUGUUCUUCACUGGGGAACCAUGAAAUAAUUAUUUAUGUGAAUAGAAUAGAGAUUAGACAAUGCAGUAUCAGCCUGCUGUUAACUGUCUCAACUUUUUGUUCAGCAUUUUGUGCUAACAUGGUUUAAAAAAAAAGAAUGUGUUAUAAAGAUGUUUUUAAAUACUGCCCUUUUGAGCAGUGUUGGCUGAACAUACAAAAUACACUUUAUAUAAUGUUGGGCCAGUGAGAAAAAUUAAAUUACACUUUAUAAUAACGACAUUAACUGAGUUGCUUAUAAAUGUCUUAUAAUUCCCACUUAGUAACACUAGGUGGCAGCACCUCUGCCUGUUAAUUUUGGUGUCACCCAGGUUUCAGUCCUAGGUCCCCGGCUAUUUUUACUCCACACAAUCUUCCACGGGUGAUAUUAUCUGUACAUAUUUAAAAAAAUUUCAAACAUAUUUAAAAUUUUAUAAUGUCAAAGAUGCAAUCAUAUGUAAUUGUAAGAUACUUUACAGUGAAGUAUUUGACAAAAUCUUUGAAUUUCUUUUUUAAUCCAAAAUUGAUGUAUAGCAUUUUGGGAUGAAGCGCUUCACCUGUUCUUGUAAGUCCACUUUUUAGAAUAAAAAUGAAAUAGAAAAAAGUGGAUGUGUAGUGUCUCCCUGUGUAGCUUGCCGUUCAGUUUUUUUUUCUUCUUGUUCCUGUCUAUAUUAUCUUCGUAGUACACUUAUUUUUGUGUUAAGGACUGAACAGAAAUCUGACUGUAUAAUUUAUUGGGGGAAUAAGGAUGAUUCUUGCUACUGAAUCAUUAACUUUUUAAGAUACUGUUAUUAGCUUUUUUUGUCAUUUCCCCUUGUAGUUUUUUUUCUUCACUGUGAUGGUGCGGUACUGCUAACUGGGAAAAACAGCUUCCAAAGAAAAUGUGUUUUCUAAUAUUUUAUGACAGCAUUAGGUUGAAUGUUGAUUUACUGGUAUUGAUAUUUUAAGUGUCAUAUUAUUAUGGCGCAUUCUUUAAAAGUAUUUUGGGACAGCGUUACCUUGUCGCAAAAUUAAAAACAGCUAUCUGGAGUAUCAAAUGCAGUGGUCAAAGUAUCGAACACGAUAUUUUAAAUGCAUUAAAGCAUGUCUGCUUUCCUCAACAUAAUAAUGACCGGAUUUUACAUCAGCCCCCCCCGUGAAAAUCUUCCUUUCAAAGGUGUAACUGUGUGUUACCAGACAGCUAAGAAAGCAUGACAAAGGUGUUGCUAAGAUGUUCAGACCACAUCUCAAAAUGACAAAGAGGAAUCCAUUGAAAACAAGCUUUCAACACACCCACACACCUGUGGAUAAACAAGACUCUUCUCGCUUUCUCUCGCCAUCUGUAUCUGACACAGUAUACAAUGAGUUCAUGUGAAAAAUAA
Lampris incognitus (smalleye Pacific opah) is the source of this 3435-nucleotide messenger RNA. RefSeq names its product vascular endothelial growth factor C-like. The record is from RefSeq and is a predicted model, not a curated record. The transcript has 8 exons. Gene Ontology annotation, biological process: positive regulation of mast cell chemotaxis; positive regulation of protein phosphorylation; sprouting angiogenesis. Bases 1 to 1245 code for a protein of 414 amino acids. Gene Ontology annotation, molecular function: chemoattractant activity; growth factor activity; vascular endothelial growth factor receptor 3 binding. Gene Ontology annotation, cellular component: membrane. NCBI's taxonomy places the organism in Eukaryota, Metazoa, Chordata, Actinopteri, Lampriformes, Lampridae.